Molecule: messenger RNA, 1167 nt
Organism: Diorhabda carinulata
Lineage: Eukaryota; Metazoa; Arthropoda; Insecta; Coleoptera; Chrysomelidae
Exons: 4
Coding region: 138-1049 (303 amino acids)
Source: RefSeq, a predicted model, not a curated record
AUUAAACCAUCAAAAUUUGAUAUAAACAUCAAUUAUUUACAAAUUUAGUGAAAAGUGAACUAAUUAACACUAUUGCACCUUUUAAAUGUCCUUAAAAAGUUAUGUUGAACAAAUAAUGGUGUUAUUUUUAUAAAAAAAUGAGUUAUAUAUCGGAUCCUCCUCCAAAAGAACCAACAUUAGAACAGCAUAUGAUAGAGUUUGGAAAAGUUACAGCUGCUUCAAUAAAAAGCUGUAUUGAUCCCAAUAGGAAGUACUUGAUACUACAAGGAAAUAAAAUAGCACAAAUUUUCAUUAAGAAUGCAUUCGAAUUUUUUGAAAAACAUUUUCCUAAUAAAAAUCCUCAUACUUUAACAGCAAGAUGCUUGCAAAUCAACGUAACCGCUGUUAGAAAAUUCAAAAAGGGACCAACGGAAAAAUCUAUAAGUCAAAAACCAUAUGGUAGGAAAUCCAAAAGUGAGAAUGAAGUAAAAAAAGAAACUAAAAAAAAAUCUGAUACUGGGAGUAAAAAAAGUGGAGAAAAAAUGGUGAAACAAGGUGGAAUAUUACCACCGCCAACACAUUCAACCCAAAAUUUAAACUAUCAAUCCAAUGAAACAACUGUUCAAGAACAACCUUCAUUUGUGUCUCAAGGAAAUAGAGAAUUUAGUUCCCUACAAGUUCCCAUGUUUUCAAUUACUUCUCAAAAUAAUAUUUAUUCAUAUUCAUCUAAACACGCGAAUUACAUUGUCCAAAAACAAAUCUCUUCUCAAGAAACUAUGAAUACGUUAUCUAAACCCUCUAUACCUGAUAUAUUUCAUUUAAGCCCUGAACCUCAAUAUGGAGCACCAUCGGUAGCUGUAGCUACUAAUAUUAAUCAAAAAAACAAUUUGCAACAUCUAUCACAAAAUCCGAAUAAUUUUAUUAAACAAUUUAAUACUGAACAAGAGGGAUAUAGAUAUCAGAGUGCAGAUGUUCCUGACAAUGGUAGCCAUACAAAAGAUGUUGAUUGUUUACAAAAACAAUACAAUUUUGGAAAUUUGCAAACCAAUCAAAAUAGUUAUAAAUAUUAAAUCAUUUAUGUGAAAAGAUAAUUUUAUUAAUAAAAGUUGAAUUUUGUGCCUUUAAUAAUAUACAGAAGCUUGAAAUUUCAAUAAUUUUUAUACAUAUUAUAUUGAUUUUUAAUAUAUA